AUGGUGGGUUUUCUGGGAGAACAGGCCGCCGUCAGCGAUGGUCCUCUGACUUUGGAAAAUGCAACCCUUUUGCGCCCAUCAGAUCCGAAUCUUCCUCUCGAAGAGCUUCGAAGACGAUACCGCGAGGACGGUUAUCUCUUUCUCAAACAGAUUCUCCCUCGUGAGGACGUCCUAGCCGCACGCCACGCAUAUUUUACCUCUCUUGAACCCAGCGGCAUCUUAAAGCCCGGUACCAACCCCGUCGAUGGAAUCUUCGACCCAGAAAAGUCCCACGAGGACUAUCCUGGUAUUGGCGCAGGGCAUGCCGACGGCAAUGGACGACCGGGGGGCGACCGGGCCGCGGUCUUUGUCGACCUCGCUCUGGAUGCCCAUUAUCAGGAGUGGUAUGCUGAGACGUUCUGCAAGCACCCGGCCUUGCAUGACUUUGUCGCCAGAUUUACCGGCUGGGGCGACGACACGCUCAACUUGCGACGAACUCUGCUGCGAAACAAUCUGCCGGGCUCCAAGCCUAUUGGCGUCCACUAUGAUCAGAUCUUUUUACGCCACGGUGACCCGACCAGUGUGACGGCCUGGGUGCCCAUGGGAGACAUCAAAAUCAGCGGGGGCGGUCUCGUUUACCUCGAAAAUGGCGAGGACAUUGGAGUCAGAAUGGAAGAAGAAUUCUUCACGCAAGCGAAGCAAGCGGGAAUGUCAGACGAAGAGGCCCGGUCCGCGUUCAACUCGCACAUGAUGGCCACUGGUCUUCUGUCCGAGUCUCCGGCUGCGUUUGCUCGAGAACAUUCCCGGCGCUGGUUGGUGUCGGCUUAUGAGGCCGGCGAUGUGGUUCUGCACAACCCGCAUAUGAUCCAUGCGUCCACCAUCAAUCUCGACUCUCAAAAUGUGAUCCGGCUGGCAACGGACCUGCGAUUCUGCGACUCGUCAAAGCCAUUUGACAAGAGAUGGAUGAAUCAUUACCGGUUCAAUGAUGGAGUGUAG
Molecule: messenger RNA, 975 nt
Organism: Penicillium oxalicum
Lineage: Eukaryota; Fungi; Ascomycota; Eurotiomycetes; Eurotiales; Aspergillaceae
Exons: 4
Coding region: 1-975 (324 amino acids)
Source: RefSeq, a predicted model, not a curated record